Messenger RNA from Strongylocentrotus purpuratus (purple sea urchin), 3140 nucleotides. RefSeq lists its product as uncharacterized. The transcript has 5 exons. The record is from RefSeq and is a predicted model, not a curated record. Bases 94 to 753 code for a protein of 219 amino acids. NCBI's taxonomy places the organism in Eukaryota, Metazoa, Echinodermata, Echinoidea, Camarodonta, Strongylocentrotidae.
CCGGUAAGCGAUCGUCAUUGGUCUCCGUGUGUAAACAUUCCGUUUCCGGUGUUGAUUAUUCUUCUGCCUUCAAUUUGUGAACGAUUCAACAUCAUGAUCCCUGGCGUGCAGCUCCCUUCCAUUUCAGUCCUUUCAACCCUCUUCUUUCUCCUUCUAACCUUUGACCUUUCUUUGGCUGACCAAUGGCGUCCAAGUAGCUUUGUAGCUGCUUGUGGUAAUGUUGAGCCUCCAUCCUGGCUCUGUGAUCCAGAAAACUUACUCGAUUAUGCAGAUGGACAUGUUAUAGAUCAACUAGCAUCCAUCAACACUAACAACUCAGUUGGAGAGAUUUACCUGGACUAUGUUUACUAUUAUGGCUAUGUGAUAGCAGCCUCUGUAGUAGAAUCAGUGGUCGAAGACUUGGAUGACCCUUCAUCGAGUGAAACUCUGUUUGGGAAAGCCGUGCAGAAUAGCUGGUUUGGUGGAAGAGUCUGUGAUAAUUCAACGAUGAUUUUGGCUUCUCUUAACACAUCCAGAGUCUGGGUGAUCCCAGGUGACUGCAUAGAGACCAGGUUACGAACCCACCACCGAGAUGUGUGUACCAAGAUCCGUAUCAAUGCAUCCAAUGUGACUGAUGGAGUGAUAGAGUGUAUCAACGAAGUGGAUGAUAUGCUGACUGAGGCACUCAAACCAUACGCCAAUGCACCAUGGGGUUAUGCAGGCAUGGUCGUCAUCUUGACCAUGCUGAUCUUUCAUUAUUGGAUCAAAUAUUGAAGAUUGUGCUCUAUAUUACCCUGUCCCCAAAGGAUUGCACGUAUGUGUGCAUGUUUGUGUGUGUGUGUGUGUGCGCGUUUGUGCAGAGAUAUAAUUAACCAGAUCUGAGUAACUAUAAGCAGGAAACGGGAGAAGCAUCAUCCACACUAUAUCACUCAUCAUCAAAUACAAAAGAAAUUAGGAUAUUCUAGUUGAAAUAAUGGUACAUAUAAGUAAAUUUUUCUUUGAAAAUUCAGCUGUGUAGUACAAGUUUCAUUAUUAGUACCCAGAGUGAAGUUAGGCUGCCUAACUUCAGCUUAAUAUGAUACUCAAGGCAUUCAAGGAAUUUCUCCCAAUAAGGCGCCAUUGCUAGACCUGGGUGAAGAGGGGUUAAUUUAGAUUAAUAUCUUGCCAAUGUACCAUACUUUUGCAAUAUAGAUUUAGUUCCAGAUAAGUCAGUUGUAGUCUGGCAGGCGAAAUUUCUGCUGGGCCAUGACACCCCACACAAUAACGAACAAGGUUGUUUUAAAUUUGAGUAAUGAAAAAAUUAGUUUUUAAAAAAAUUCUCAAAAAAGUAUAUAAUGCUAAAGUCUUCAUGUCAUGUCAAAGCCAUCACACACCUUAUUAUAAAAACCGAAGACAACUUAUUUUUAAAGAAACUGCAGUAAGAAUUCAAUUCAGAAGUCAGGCAAUUUCUUUCAAAGUCUAGUUGUAUAGAGUUUGUGAAGUAUGUGAUAGCUUCUACCUGGUGAUAGUUAAACAUUAUGGUUGAAAGCCAUCAGAGAUGCAUGGUUAAUUAGUUAAGGAGGAACAUUGUGUGAAACAUUAUAUGCAUGAUGAUUUAAACCUAGAAGCCUACAAGAAUGGAGUUGAAUAUUGCAAAAGAUACUGGUUUAUCUGUCUAAAUUAUGUGAUGUUUUAAAUGUGCCUGAAAAGCCUGUAUUACUGUUCCGAGGCGAACACUUUUUCCAAAUUAAAGAUGCAAUAAAUGCUGCCAAAGGGAGUCUUAUUUAAAUUGUGUAUUCUAACAAGUGAGCAAGUUUUUGAUAAUAAAGUUCAAAAUUAAUUGGUGUGAGCAUACAUAUUGUGUGCUGGUGAAAGAAUAUAUUACUUUAUCAAUGUGUGUGUGCAUGUCUUCAUUUUGUUUGCAUAUUUUCUUCAAAGUCACUAGGACCUUGCAUAUUUUUCUGACGAAAGUCACUUAUUUCUUUAUCAAUCUAAAAGAGGCUUAACAAAGUUUGGAAUGGGAAGAUAAAUAUAAGUGCUGUCUUUUCUUCGUACAUAUGUGUUUAUUUCAAAGUUAUUCAUUGAGUAUUCUGUAACACCGGUAAUACCGAUGUACCGGUAUUAUAAAGAGGAGGGAUAUAUACAAUCAUGGAAGUUUAGUAUUGAUGUCAUGACUUUCUCAGAUGUACUGCAAAUUUGAUAUUUCUUUUCUAUUCAAUAUUGGUGAAACAUUUUUGUAUAGUUUUUCCUUCAUUUGCUCAAAUCGUUUCUAUCCAUAUAGAGAUAAAUCAAAACUGGCAUGAAAUUUGCUGUAAUUCUCAAGAAAAACAAAGACACCAAUACAUGUAUCUCACUCAGUGCUGCAUAAGAGCACUGCAUCAUGUCAUUAACCAUAAUGAAUAGGACCUUAGUUAUAAGAUUUUUGUUUGCGUGUAUUGGUAGUGCCGAUGCUCUAAUUACUUUGAAAUGAAAUCAACUCUUUUGUGCAUUCCAUAUUAAUGUCAUCCAUUUCGGAGUAGAUUUGAAUGGUGGUGUAAAUAUUUGAUUGAGUUUCAUAAACCACCACUUAUGAAGGAAGUGGAACUGAUUUUGUGAUAACCUUGAAAUUUCUUCUACUCUGCAAAUACCACACACUUGACAAUUUUGUACCAUUUGUUUAGACAAAAAAUAGCUAAAAUAAACUGAAACAGUAUUGUGAAGUUUGCUCCCAUGUAAGUCAAUUUGUGUUAUUCAGAGAGCUUUAUUCAGAGAGCUUUAGUUGUAGAUGCUUUAUAUUAUACCCAGAUAUGUCACUCCCAAUAACCCACUGUUUCACAUGCUAUUAAGUUAGCUGAGCUACUUAAGAGGAGUUAAUUUUUAUAAAAUAAUUAAAUUAAAUACAAUUUGGUAAAUGAUUAGGCAUGAAAUAAUUUGAACCUACCUUUCAUUACAUUUAAAUUUAUUGAUGAUGUCAUAGUAAAUCGGAUAAAAAGUAUAGUAAGCAAGGAGACUAAUCCUUUUAUAAUUUAGUUUCUGAAUUUAAAGUAAUCAAGAUUCAGGAAUGCAUGUAUAUAUGAUUGAACUGUUUAAGAAUUAUUUUAUACCUGUGAUAAUUGAAUGCAAUACAGAAUAUAUUAUAUGGAUUUAUAUUUUUCAUGUGUACACGAAUUGGUGCUUGAUUUUGAAUAAAUCAUGAAAAGUAA